Messenger RNA from Petromyzon marinus (sea lamprey), 4804 nucleotides. RefSeq names its product solute carrier family 17 member 6 (gene SLC17A6). NCBI's taxonomy places the organism in Eukaryota, Metazoa, Chordata, Hyperoartia, Petromyzontiformes, Petromyzontidae. Gene Ontology annotation, cellular component: synaptic vesicle membrane; excitatory synapse. The record is from RefSeq and is a predicted model, not a curated record. Gene Ontology annotation, molecular function: L-glutamate transmembrane transporter activity; neurotransmitter transmembrane transporter activity. Gene Ontology annotation, biological process: neurotransmitter loading into synaptic vesicle; regulation of synapse structure or activity; synaptic transmission, glutamatergic.
UCUGCCCACGCUCCGCUCCCUCGGAUCUGCCUGGCUACAGGCGCUGUCCAUACUGCUGGGGGUGCUGAAAUUACACGACGCUCAGGCGAGUCGCCGUAUGUCAAUGCGCGAGUCUUUAGACUCAAGUGGGGAACCCGGGCUUUUUGUUUAAAGACAUCAACAACAAAAAAACCGAUAGCAGAAAACGGGGCAGGUUACUCUCUCAUUUUGUUUUAGUUUUUAAUUUUGUAAAGGAAAGCAGUAGACUUUGAGUGGUGCUUCUCCCCCCCCCCCCCUCCAUUCAUUACUGAUGCUGCCAAAUCCAUUCGGAGGAAUGUCCACCGACCAUUAAGACGCGAGAGAAAUUUAGCUUGGAUACCCCCCCCCCUUCCCACACACACACGCACCCAUUACCGGUCGGAACGCGUUGCACUUUCGCAUUGAGACGACGCUUCCGUUGCGUGCGCGCAAGCGUGUCGUGUUAAUUUCGUCCGACGCGAAUAGACGGACAGACAUUAGAAGGGGUGAGAGACAUAGAGAGAGGAAUUGAGAGUAAUCGCGCUACAGGUUUGCGACGAUCUGUUGUCACCUGCGAGACAAUGUUCGCGCUUCUUUGUAGCGGUUGCGAGACGUCUUCCUGAAUUGAAUAAUCCUCCCGAGCUUGCAGCCGCGUACUCCGAGCUAGCCCGGCAACUCGAUCGACGAUGGAAGCGUUCAAGGAGCGCGUGUUCGUUCCCGGCAAAGAGAAGCUCAAGGAAGCGGCGGGGAAAUCGCUUCGGCUCCUCCACAGGCGCAUGUCCAAGCAAGAGGGUGAGAUCGAACUGACCGAGGAUGGGCGGCCCGUGCAGGUUAAGCCGCCCAAGGAGCCCCUCUGCGAGUGUCGCUGUUUCGGAAUGCCCAAGCGUUACGUCAUCGCCGUGAUGAGCGGCCUGGGCUUCUGCAUCUCCUUUGGGAUCCGUUGCAACCUCGGCGUGGCCGUGGUGGACAUGGUCAACAACAGCUCGUAUCACUCGGGAGAUAAGCUCAUCGUGCAGAAAGCGGAAUUCAACUGGGACUCUGGUACUGUGGGGAUGAUCCACGGAUCGUUCUUCUGGGGCUACAUCGUUACGCAAAUCCCAGGAGGGUUCAUCUCCAACAAAUUCGCUGCCAAUCGAGUAUUUGGCCUUGCCAUCGUCCUAACGUCCACACUGAACAUGUUCAUCCCGACAGCGGCGCGGGUGCACUAUGGCCUCGUUAUCUUCGUGCGUAUCUUGCAGGGACUCGUCGAGGGGGUCACGUACCCGGCUUGCCACGGAAUCUGGGCCAAGUGGGCCCCGCCGUUAGAACGCAGUCGCCUGGCCACGACGGCCUUCUGUGGUUCCUAUGCAGGAGCCGUGGUGGCAAUGCCCUUGGCCGGGAUAUUGGUGCAGUAUGCAGGAUGGUCGUCAGUGUUUUAUGUGUACGGAUCGUUCGGCCUUUUCUGGUACAUAUUCUGGUUGUGCAUUGCCUACGAGAGCCCGGCCAAACAUCCCACCAUCUCGGACGAAGAGAAGACCUACAUCGAGGAGAGCAUCGGCGAAUCGUACGGGAUUUUGGGAUCGACGCAGAAAUUCAAGACUCCCUGGAAAAAAUUCUUCACCUCCAUGCCGGUGUACGCCAUCAUCGUGGCCAACUUCUGCCGGAGCUGGACUUUCUACCUGCUUCUCAUCUCGCAGCCUGCCUACUUCGAGGAGGUGUUUGGCUUUGAGAUCAGCAAGGUGGGCAUCAUCUCGGCUCUUCCCCAUCUGGUGAUGACGAUUGUGGUGCCCAUCGGAGGACAACUGGCCGACUUCUUCCGCAGCAAGAAGAUCAUGUCCACUACCACCGUGCGGAAGAUGAUGAACUGUGGAGGCUUCGGCAUGGAGGCCACUCUGCUGCUCGUGGUCGGCUUCUCCCACGGCAAGGGCAUCGCCAUCACCUUCCUCGUCCUCGCCGUCGGCUUCAGCGGCUUCGCCAUCUCAGGCUUCAACGUCAACCACUUGGACAUCGCCCCUCGCUAUGCAAGUAUCCUCAUGGGCAUCUCCAACGGCGUGGGGACCCUGUCGGGAAUGGUGUGCCCUCUCAUCGUGGGCGCCAUGACAAAGGGCAAGACUCGCGAGGAGUGGCAGAACGUCUUCCUCAUCGCGGCGCUGGUGCACUACGGCGGCGUCAUCUUCUACGGUUUGUUCGCCUCCGGCGAGAAGCAGCCGUGGGCCGACCCCGAGGAGACGAGCGACGAGAAGUGCGGCUUCAUCAACGAGGACGAGCUUGGCGGGGACGACUUCGCGGAGGGCGAGGCCGAGACGGCGCUGGGCGAGGGCGGCGGCGCCGCCGGCGCCGGCGGCGGCGGCCUGGCCGGGGCGUCGGGCGGCAAAUCGUACGGGGCGACGGCGCAAAGCAAAGGGAGCUGGCCCAACGGCUAUCAGAGCAAGGAUGCGCCGGGCCAGGGUGGAGACAGGGAAAGCUACGUGUACGCCGAUCCCGGCGAGAGGGACUCCUCUUGAGGCGCUCGCCCUCUUUACAUUUUCUCUCCUCCUCGUCCUAUUCCCCUGCCCACUGCCCCCCCCGCCGCCGCUGACCCACCACGGUCACACCCUCUUCGCUCCAUCUUUGUCGCAGUGGCGUUUUUCAGGGCGACGGGUUCAGGUCGCCGAAUCGUCCCUACGAGGUACGAGGGGUGACGACCCCCCGCGGUCAAUGCGAGGCGACCGAACGCGCCCCACGGCCCCCUACGGCCUCCCCCCACACCCCCCCGCCCCCCCGUGUGAUGCUGGCGGCCGGACGUCUCGGCGGUUUGGGGUUCAAACCUCGGCGAGUUGAUCGGAAAGCCAAAGUGUAGAUGAUGAGGCCAGAUUGUGCCAAUCGUCACCCGAGGAGAAUGCAUCGGCCUUGGCGAUUCACCACGUUGUUGGUCGGCACGUAACAAUUCAUCCGGAUUAAUUUCAUGGCCCGCGGUCGUGAUUUAAUUCUAAAGUAAAAAAAAAAACUGCUUGUGGUCACUGCGAGCUGACUGCAAUGUUUGUGAAUUUCAAAGAAUCGAUGUGCACGUGCACAAUUAUGGCGCAGAUAUCUAAAGCAUGAAAAUAGAUUUUAAUUGAUGAAUCGAGGCAUCUUUGCACACCUCACCGUCGGCAAAAUAUUUGCAAAAUCAUCGAACAAAAAACACUUGAAUUGAACCUUAGGUUUAUUUUUCCGACGAAUCAAGAAUGACAGCUCUCCAAUUUGUUUUUCGGUUGUACCGCACGUUCAGAAUUCAUGUUCGACGUUUCACUCCACACGCUGGCACCCUUUUUCAGGAAGUGAGUGCAGAGGACUCCCAGCACGAGGAGCGAAACGUCGGAGGUCUUGCCGAGCAGCACGCGGCACGACCUGAAAACGCAGCCAACAGCCGUACGAUCGCACAACCGCGGAUAAACCUGCAGAGAGACUCGAUAGAUAUUAACACUCACCCCACACUACGUUAUUCCGGAUUAAAGUAAAAUCAAAUAAAAGAAGCAAAUAGAUCAAAAGAGCAUCGUCGCCGGGCAGUAACGGUUAAGGCUGUCAUUCCGUGCUGUAGGGGCUGACAGUAUUGAACUCCACUGCUGGACACAUCGGUGGUGUGUGUGUGUGCAUUUCCAUGGACCAUCUUGCUUGAAAUAUUUUUACGGUUAGGAUCAUUAAAAAAAAGAGAGAGAACAAUAACACAGAUGUAUAAGUGUAUAUAUGAAAAUAUAAAAACAAAAACGGUAAAAAAAAGAUAAUAUAAUUAUAGCAACGCUAACUAUAGUGAAAAUUUAAAGCGUAGUCGCCGGUUCAUUUUGUCCGUCGUUAUUUCCGCUCGAGUGUGGAAGACAUUCCCAAGCAGUGGCCCAUGUAAAUGUUGGCGAGCGUCUACCGGGCGCGUCCGUCUCAACCCUAACGCCCUGCGCCACCCCUCCCGUGUGUUUCUCCCCAUGACGCGACACGCACGGACACGCACGCACGGACACACGCGCACACACACACACAUACACACGCGCACGUGCUUGACGGUAAAUGUGCUGUCCUGUUGGUACGUGCUCCUUGUCUCCUGCCCGCCUGCCCGCCCGCCCGCCCGCUACCCGCUCUGCCAUCUCUCCGUUCAUCAACACCUCCUCGUCCCCUUCUGACCAAACCCCCCGGAGCAUCAUCGUAAUAGCACAAAGUCGUUAUGCAGCUUGAACAAAACGAAACGGGGGGGGGGGAGGGGGGUGGGGGGAGAAACCGAAGCGAGCAACCGGCCAACCAACAAAGCACAUUAUGCAGUAAACGUUUCUAUCACGAUUCGCUGUCCCUCGCUUCUCUGAUUGCCAAUCGCACACAUCUCCUGCCCCCUCCCCCGAACGGUGCGCAGUGGGCGAGUGGUUGGCGAGCCCGUUGCUCCGCCGUUCCCGCGGUGAAAACGGAGCGUGCGAUGUUUUCUCUCUCUCUCGUGUUUUCGUGGACAGAACCGAUUCCCCCUGCAGGCAUUUCGUCACGGGGAAGUAUGUAUGAGUCUUAAGUUUGGAAGUCUUCCCCCCCCCCCCCCCCUCCCUCCUUUCACUCUCCCCGUAUUUCUCCCGACCCAACGUCCACGGCUGUGUUGCAGACGACUUUGGGGGGGGGGGGGGGGUGCUGAAUGGGAUCUUCAUGUACAGCCACUUGCACUUUUGGGAGCUGUACUCAAAUGUUGUGUAUCACGGUGAAUAUAAAUCAUGUGGUGGAAGAGUAAUUGUUGAAGAAAAGAAAAAAAAGUCCAUUCAAAAACUUAUUUUUGUUCCUGUGUGUAAAACUGUAUCUUUUGAGUUGUUAUUUUGAAUCGGCAAAUAAAAAAGCACAACAAAAACAA